Jaculus jaculus (lesser Egyptian jerboa) is the source of this 2524-nucleotide messenger RNA. RefSeq names its product protein kinase cAMP-activated catalytic subunit alpha (gene Prkaca). Gene Ontology annotation, biological process: peptidyl-serine phosphorylation. Gene Ontology annotation, molecular function: protein kinase A regulatory subunit binding; cAMP-dependent protein kinase activity; ATP binding. NCBI's taxonomy places the organism in Eukaryota, Metazoa, Chordata, Mammalia, Rodentia, Dipodidae. The coding region runs from base 56 to 1111 and encodes 351 amino acids. The record is from RefSeq and is a predicted model, not a curated record. Gene Ontology annotation, cellular component: cAMP-dependent protein kinase complex; nucleus. The transcript is spliced from 10 exons.
GCCGCCGCCGCAGGCGCAGCUCCCGGGACCGGCCCCCCGGCUACCGACACCCGCGAUGGGCAACGCCGCCGCCGCCAAGAAGGGCAGCGAGCAGGAGAGCGUGAAAGAGUUCCUAGCCAAAGCGAAGGAGGAUUUUCUGAAAAAAUGGGAGAGUCCCGCUCAGAACACAGCCAAUUUGGAUCAGUUUGACCGGAUCAAGACCCUGGGCACGGGCUCCUUCGGGCGCGUGAUGCUGGUGAAACACAAGGAGACAGGGAACCACUACGCCAUGAAGAUCCUGGACAAACAGAAGGUGGUGAAGCUGAAACAGAUUGAGCACACCUUGAACGAGAAGCGCAUCCUGCAGGCCGUCAACUUCCCGUUCCUGGUCAAGCUGGAGUUCUCCUUCAAGGACAACUCGAAUCUGUACAUGGUCAUGGAGUACGUGCCUGGCGGCGAGAUGUUCUCGCACUUGCGGCGGAUCGGAAGGUUCAGCGAGCCCCACGCCCGCUUCUACGCAGCCCAGAUCGUUCUGACCUUCGAAUACUUGCACUCACUGGACCUCAUCUACCGGGACCUGAAGCCGGAAAACCUCCUCAUCGACCAGCAGGGCUACAUUCAGGUGACAGACUUCGGUUUCGCCAAGCGUGUGAAAGGCCGCACCUGGACUUUGUGUGGGACCCCUGAGUACCUGGCCCCCGAGAUAAUCCUGAGCAAAGGCUACAACAAGGCCGUGGACUGGUGGGCUCUCGGGGUGCUCAUCUACGAAAUGGCUGCUGGCUACCCGCCCUUCUUCGCCGACCAGCCCAUCCAGAUCUACGAGAAAAUCGUCUCUGGGAAGGUGCGGUUCCCAUCCCACUUCAGCUCUGACUUGAAGGACCUGCUGCGGAACCUCCUGCAGGUGGACCUCACCAAGCGCUUCGGGAACCUCAAGAACGGGGUCAAUGACAUCAAGAACCACAAGUGGUUCACCACGACCGACUGGAUCGCCAUCUACCAGAGGAAGGUGGAAGCUCCCUUCAUACCAAAGUUUAAAGGCCCCGGGGACACGAGUAACUUUGACGACUACGAGGAGGAAGAAAUCCGGGUGUCCGUCAAUGAGAAGUGCGGCAAGGAGUUCACCGAGUUUUAGGGGCGUGCCUGUGCCCUCCCCAUGGGUUUUCUUUCUUUUUCUUUUUCUCUCUCUCUGUUUUUUUUCUUUCGGUGGGGGGUGGGAGGGUUGGACUGAACAGCCAGAGGGCCCCAGAGUUCCUUGCAUCUAACUUCACCCCCCACCCCGCGACCCAGGGUUGGGGAGCAGGAAGCCUAGGUAUUGGGAAGAAACUAAAAAAAAAAACAACAAAAAACAGCUACUCCCACUCCCUUGGCCUUCCUGCCUCUCCCCCCACCACGUACCACCCGCACCCACUUCUCGGCCUAUCUUAAAUGAAUUUCUUGCUCCAGUUAGACCCAGUCUUGCUGGUGUAUGCAGGGACAGGGCGAGGAAAGUGGGGGAGGGGUCUGCAUCCCCUAGUCCCCCACCCCACCUGGGCACUAAGGGUGUGGGGACUGAAAGCCAGCCUUCCUCUUGCCCUCCUGCCUGGGAAGGUGGGUUUUAGUGACGUCCACAGAGGGCUGCUCGCUAGGACUUUUUUUUUUUUUUUCCUUGUUGUUAAAUUUUAUUUAAGUUCCACCAGUGCCUCCCUCCUGACUCUACCCUGGACCCUUGUCACUCUCCCAAACCCAUUCUGACCAGGCUGGGAAGCAGACUGACUUAAAGGAAGGAACUGGGGCUUGAACCCCCGGCCCUGAGCUGCUAGCCUCCCUCCCGAAGGGACCCCUUUCCCAGGGGUCCUGUGCCAACCCUAUGGUGUCCCAGCCCCCCUCCCCUCGGACACCCCUCCCUCGCUCUCCUCCUCCACCCUAGGGCUAUGGGAGCCAGACACAGCAGCUGCCCCUCUUCCCUGCCAAAGAGGAAUUCGACCCCCAAAAGACAAGAGGGGGAGCCCCAAGCUCAGCGUCUCUCCUCCCAGCGGACUCCCCCCCCCCCCCGCGCCAACUCCUUAAUUUUAUUCUCAGCUAGAUUGUAAUGUCCCUCUCAGCUCAGCUGGGAAGGCUAACCUACAGAGGAUGAAAGCGGCGAAGUCGCCCCACCCCAUGGGCCCCAGAGUUCAAGGCCAAGGUCGGGUUGCCAGGGGGCCGGGGCUGCCCGCCGUCCACCCAGCCGCUGGGGCGCCUCUCUUCUAGCUUAGUCGUCAGCCGUCCAUCACCUCUUCCCGUGCGCUGCUCCCGCCGCAACCCCCACCGGGUCUGAUCUGUGCGUUUUCCACUUUACAGAAAGGUGGGGAGCCCCUGGGGAACCGCCCCCCUCCGUCCGUCCCGGCGUUUGUCCCUCCUGUAACUUCUCCCGCCCCCCCCCCCAGGAGCUCUCGGGCCUGGGGUGGGGCCCCGGGUGGACGCAAGGGGGCCAUUCAACCUGUGUGCUGCGAAGGACGAGACUUCCUCUUGAACAGUGUGCUGUUGUAAACAUAUUUGAAAACUAUUACCAAUAAAGUUUUGUUUAAAA